This is a messenger RNA of Penicillium verhagenii, 762 nucleotides long. Its product is annotated as SDR family oxidoreductase. The transcript is spliced from 4 exons. Lineage: Eukaryota; Fungi; Ascomycota; Eurotiomycetes; Eurotiales; Aspergillaceae. The coding region runs from base 1 to 762 and encodes 253 amino acids. The record is from RefSeq and is a predicted model, not a curated record. Gene Ontology annotation, cellular component: intracellular anatomical structure. Gene Ontology annotation, molecular function: oxidoreductase activity, acting on NAD(P)H, oxygen as acceptor.
AUGGCACCCAAGACAAUUAUCGUUACAGGAGCUUCUCGGGGCAUUGGCCUCGCGAUAGCCAAGUACCUUCUCAGCGCGCCGCAAUCCCACAAUGUGGUGGUGGUAGCUCGCAGCCUUGAGCCCCUCCAGAAGCUCAAAGAGCAAUACAGCAAACAAGUCGAAGUGGUGAACGGUGACCUGGCAGAUUUCACUCUCGCACAAAAGGCCGUCGACAUUGCCAUCGAGUCCUUCGGUCAACUGGACGGUAUGGUCCUCAACCACGGCAUCCUCGGACAGACCGGCAACGUCGCUGUCACCGAUGUUGCAGAGUGGCAGGCGGCUUUCAAUGUCAACUUUAUGAGCUUGGUUGCUUUCGCCAAAGCAGCUCUUCCAGCUCUCCGCCAGGCCAAGGGAAAAAUCAUCUUCACUUCAUCUGGUGCUGCGGUGGGUAAGUAUCGCGGUUGGGGUAUCUACGCUGCCACCAAAGCUGCGAUGAACAAUUUCGCUCAGACGUUGGGUUGCGAGGAGCCCGAUGUCACAUCUGUCUCUGUGCGGCCGGGUAUGGUUGAUACUGAGAUGCAGAGGGAGCUACGCGAGGUUCAUGGCUCCACAUUGGAUGCUGAUAUGCACUCCAAAUUCACCGGCGCCCAUUCUAGCGGCAAGCUUGUGCAGCCCGAACAACCGGGUCAUGUUAUGGCGAAGCUUGUGCUUGAUGCGCCGAAGGAGUUGACGGGUCUUUUCCUUUCGUGGAACGAUGAGGAGCUUAAGGAUUUCCAGGAAUAG